Molecule: messenger RNA, 324 nt
Organism: Ictalurus furcatus (blue catfish)
Lineage: Eukaryota; Metazoa; Chordata; Actinopteri; Siluriformes; Ictaluridae
Product: piwi-like protein 1
Exons: 2
Coding region: 60-317 (85 amino acids)
Source: RefSeq, a predicted model, not a curated record
GUGUGUGUGUGUGUGCGCAGUACGAGUACAACCCAUGUGACGCGGAUUGGUCUAAAGAGAUGCGAGGUCUUCCUCUGAUGACCAGCAUGCCUCUGGAGAUCUGGCUGCUGUCCCAUACGCGCCGUAACGCUGACGUCGCUCACUCACUGCUGCAGACCCUCAACAAAGUGCCCGUGGGCAUCCACUUUCAGAGGCCGGGAAUGAUGGAGUACGAUGAUCGACAGGAGGCUCUGCUGAGAGCUCUGCAGCAGAGAGUGGGGCAACAGGUUCAGAUGGUGGGUCUCACACACUGGGUAGAAUCAAGUGUGACCAUGUAGUUUGUUU